AGUUUUUGUACUGAUAUUCCAGAUUAUUGACAAUGUCACUCAGCAACCUACAUCCCAGCACCCAGUGUUACUGUGACUGUACACACUGGCAUUAAUCUAGCUCCCUCAGCCUCUUCGGUGCUCUAUGUCAUCGACAGUAUCUGUACUGCUGUUAAUUUCUUCAUGUGAUUAAAGAUGAGUGACCUUAAGGGCAAUGCAGUGAUGCUGUGCACUGUUUCACUGGAAAGAGGGGAGGGCGUCUGCCCAGCUCAUUGUUCCUAAUCACUAAACAGUCUUUAUCUAAGUGUGGUUAUUGAGUGAAGGCAGUUUUGGGAUCAGCUGCAAUAUUCUCUAAAGAUAAAUAGUCUGCUGAUACCUUUCUGAGCAAAGCAGGAACAGGGUGGAAGCCAUUCAGCUCUUUGAACUAUUUCCUCCAUUCAGUUAGUCCAAGGCUAAUCUGAAUCUCAACUCCUUUUGCCUGCCUCUGAUUCAGAAUCCUUGACGUUAUGCUAAAUAAAAUGAUCAAUCCAGUUUAGACAUUUUAUCAUUGAUGGAGCACCCUGGGAGCUGUGUUCUGGGCAUAAGGAGAAAGGGAGGAAAGGAUAACGUUGCAGAGACAGUUAACACUGCUAUUAAAGUCUGCAAACAGUUGCUAAGCUGUGACCUGUGCCUGUUUAAAUGCAGAGGUUUGACCGAUGAGUCAGAGAUCCUGAAGUUUCUGCAGCACGGCACCCUGGUGGGAUUGCUCCCUGUGCCUCAUCCCAUCCUUAUUCGCAAGUAUCAAGCCAACUCUGGCACUGCCAUGUGGUUCCGCACGUACAUGUGGGGUGUCAUUUACCUGAGGAAUGUUGACCCACCCAUCUGGUAUGACACCGAUGUGAAGCUUUUCGAAAUUCAGCGGGUUUGAGGACCCACGCUGGAAUGGAGAACUCUCUAGCCAAAUUACUUUUCACUUUAAUUCUCAGUCUGUCAGCUGGUUUCUGCACCUCUUUAUCUAAAUCGAUAUAAGACACCCUUUCACAUCGUCUGUGUACCCCCGAUAGGAUUGUGGGCAGAGCCCUUCCUUACUGAGCCAGAAACUCUCAAAUUCUCCCCUGUUGCUGAUUGAAUGGUCAGUGCUAACCUGACCAGAUAGCCCUGUCCCCACGCUGCUCUGUCUUCAGGGUUUCAGUCUGCGACACAUUAUGCAAUUCCUUUACUGAACGAUGGUAACAGCCCAUGACUCUUGGUUAAUAAAGCAGCACCUACGCUAACUCACUCUGGGAGCAGCACCUACUAUUGCGCCAGAUUCCCUGAGUGAGGGUAAUGGUAAACUCCACCCUACCCCUGUCCUUCAGUGUCUCUCUCCUGACCCCU
Messenger RNA from Rhincodon typus (whale shark), 1335 nucleotides. RefSeq names its product protein HID1-like. The coding region runs from base 530 to 886 and encodes 118 amino acids. The record is from RefSeq and is a predicted model, not a curated record. Gene Ontology annotation, cellular component: membrane; Golgi trans cisterna; Golgi medial cisterna. NCBI's taxonomy places the organism in Eukaryota, Metazoa, Chordata, Chondrichthyes, Orectolobiformes, Rhincodontidae. The transcript has 2 exons.